Messenger RNA from Aphidius gifuensis, 1840 nucleotides. RefSeq names its product COP9 signalosome complex subunit 2 (gene alien). The transcript is spliced from 8 exons. Lineage: Eukaryota; Metazoa; Arthropoda; Insecta; Hymenoptera; Braconidae. Gene Ontology annotation, cellular component: COP9 signalosome. The record is from RefSeq and is a predicted model, not a curated record. Gene Ontology annotation, biological process: protein deneddylation. Bases 132 to 1466 code for a protein of 444 amino acids.
UUUUACAUAUGCCGGAUUGCCGGGGUGAUUGGUGAAGAGUAAAGACUAAAUAUUGUAUAAAUAUUCUUGGCAACAAGCAAAAAUUAAUCUAUAUUUUUAUUUCUAAUUAAUUUGUUAGUUAUAAUAUCAAAAUGUCAGACGGUGAUGAUGAUUUUAUGUGUGAAGAAGAAGAGGACUAUGGACUGGAAUAUUCUGAAGAUUCAAAUUCAGAACCAGAUGUUGAUUUAGAAAAUCAAUAUUACAAUAGUAAAGCAUUGAAAGAAGAUGAUCCAAAAGCUGCCUUACAAAAUUUUCAAAAGGUACUUGAUCUUGAAGCUGGUGAAAAAGGAGAAUGGGGCUUCAAAGCACUUAAACAAAUGAUUAAAAUUAAUUUUAAAUUGAAUAAUUACAAGGAAAUGAUGACAAGGUACAAGCAAUUAUUGACGUACAUAAAAAGUGCUGUUACUAGAAAUCAUUCUGAAAAAUCUAUCAAUUCAAUAUUGGAUUACAUUAGUACAUCAAAAAAUAUGGAAUUGCUACAAGACUUUUAUGAAACAACUCUAGAUGCAUUAAAAGAUGCAAAAAAUGAUAGACUAUGGUUUAAAACAAAUACAAAAUUGGGUAAAUUGUAUUUUGAUCGUUCAGAUUUCAAUAAAUUAGCUAAAAUAUUGAAACAAUUACAUCAAAGUUGUCAAACUGAUGAUGGUGAAGAUGAUUUAAAAAAAGGUACACAAUUAUUGGAAAUUUAUGCAUUGGAAAUACAAAUGUAUACUGCACAAAAAAAUAAUAAAAAAUUAAAAACAUUGUAUGAACAAAGUUUACAUAUUAAAAGUGCUAUACCACAUCCACUUAUUAUGGGAGUUAUCAGAGAAUGUGGUGGUAAAAUGCACUUGAGAGAAGGUGAAUUUGAAAGAGCACAUACUGAUUUUUUUGAGGCAUUUAAAAAUUACGAUGAAUCUGGAUCACCAAGAAGAACCACCUGUUUGAAAUACCUUGUUCUUGCCAAUAUGUUGAUGAAAUCUGGAAUUAAUCCAUUUGAUUCACAAGAAGCUAAACCAUAUAAAAAUGAUCCAGAAAUAUUGGCAAUGACAAAUCUUGUUGUCAGUUAUCAAAAUAAUGAUAUUAAUCAAUUUGAAUUAAUAUUAAAACAGAAUAGAAAUAAUAUUAUGGAUGAUCCAUUUAUCAGAGAGCAUAUUGAAGAUUUACUUCGCAAUAUUCGUACUCAGGUUCUGAUAAAGCUUAUAAAACCAUACACUCGUAUUCACAUCCCAUUCAUCAGCAAAGAAUUGAACAUUGAUGUUUCCGAAGUUGAAAGUCUUUUAGUAUCUUGUAUUCUUGACAGUACAAUUAGUGGAAGAAUUGAUCAGGUUAAUCAAGUUCUUGAGCUUGAUAAAAAAUCACUUUGCGCCGCUCGUUACAACGCCUUAGACAAAUGGACAGGUCAGUUGCAAUCGCUUCAUUUAGCUGUUCUCAACAAAAUGUCUUAAUUAGUCUCAGCUUUAGAUAUUAAAAAAAAAAAAAACAAACAAACACAGUAAAAAUAAAAAAAAAUAAAACCCAAUUACUUGUGAAUAGCAUUAUUAUCGUAUAAAAGUCGAAUCAUCUCAACAUUAACACAAGAAAAAUUAACACAACAAUUAUCUUGUAAAAAAAAAAAAAUUAAUAAUGAAUAAAAUUUGGUGAUAUUUUAUACUUAAAACCGACUUUGAAUAAUAUGUAAAAAAAAAAAAAAGAUGAUAAAAUUACCUGAAAGCUGGUCUCUGUUGAUUCGCUCAAUUAAAACAGCUCAAUUAUUUUUUAAAAACAUCUUUCAUUGUUGUAAAUUUUGCAAAAAAUAUACUUGAGCAUUAACAACCAGAAU